AUGAGUACUCUCGCUCGAUCCUUCUCGUCCGAGAGCCCGGACGUCGCCGUUGUGGUACCCCAGAAGCCUUCCCCCCUAACAGUCUCCUACAAGCAAUUAUACGCCCACGUCGCUGAUUUCCAGGCGAAACUCGCGCGAGUGGGGGUCGGUCAUGGGGGAGCCGUAUCGUUCGCGUUAGCCAACUCGUACGAGUUCAUCGUGGCCUUCCUCGGAGCCUCGUGGCAACGGGCCAUCGCCGCCCCCCUGAACCCAGCGUACAAGCAGGAUGAGUUUGAGUUCUAUAUCGAGGACCUCAACUCCACCCUCGUGCUGAUCCCCCAGGGGGCGUAUCGGCAGAACGGCCCCGCCGUGCGCGCCGCGCAAAAGUACAACGCGGCCAUCGCAGAGUGCUACUGGAAUGGCUCCGAGGUGGUCCUCAAUAUGAAGGAACGCGGAAAACUGGCCAGGAACACCGGAGUGCCAGUUGAACAGGCCCAGGAGGAUGACGUUGCCCUGGUGUUACACACGAGUGGCACAACCGGCCGGCCCAAGGCUGUCCCACUCACCCACAAAAACCUCACCACAACCAUGAGAAACAUCCAGACCACCUACCAGCUGACUCCGCGGGAUCGGACGCUGCUGGUGAUGCCUCUGUUCCACGUGCACGGUUUACUGGCUGCCUUCCUGGCGCCCCUCGCCUCUGGUGGCUCCGUGAUCGUGCCGUCCAAGUUCUCUGCCUCGGAAUUCUGGGCCGACUUCGUCACCCACAAGGCAAACUGGUACACGGCUGUGCCGACCAUCCACCAGAUUCUGCUCAAGACGCCGCUGCCGAACCCGAUCCCGGAGAUUCGGUUCAUCCGCUCCUGUUCAUCCCCGCUGUCGCCGAAGACCUUCCAAGAUCUGGAGAAGACGUUCCAUGCGCCCGUUCUGGAGGCCUAUGCCAUGACCGAGGCCGCGCACCAGAUGACCAGCAACCCGCUGCCGCCGGCCAAGCGCCAGCCCGGCAGCGUGGGCAUCGGUCAGGGCGUCGAGGUUAAGAUCCUGGACCAGGAGGGCAAGGAAGUGCCCCAGGGUGCAGAGGCGGAGAUCUGCGUGCGCGGCGAGAACGUGACCAAGGGGUACCUGAACAACCCGGCGGCGAACGCGUCCUCGUUCACCAAGGAUGGGUUCUUCCGCACCGGCGACCAGGGCAAGAAGGAUCCCGACGGCUACGUGAUCAUCACGGGCCGCAUCAAAGAGCUCAUCAACAAGGGCGGCGAGAAGAUCAGCCCCAUUGAGCUGGACAACACGCUGCUGGCCCAUCCCAAGGUCGGGGAAGCGGUCUGCUUCGCGAUUCCGGAUGAAGGCCACUACGGCGAGGACAUUGGGGCGGCUGUUGUCCUGAAGAACGCGGGCGGAGCCACCGAGGAGGAAUUGAAGGCGUGGGUGGCUGGGAAGCUUGCCAAAUUCAAGACACCCAAGCAGAUCUGGAUCGUCCCUCAGAUCCCAAAGACGGCCACGGGCAAGAUCCAACGCCGUAAGGUCGCCGAGGCGAUGCUGACGCCCAAGGCGAAGCUGUAA
This is a messenger RNA of Aspergillus terreus NIH2624, 1539 nucleotides long. RefSeq names its product acyl--CoA ligase. Gene Ontology annotation, biological process: fatty acid metabolic process. Lineage: Eukaryota; Fungi; Ascomycota; Eurotiomycetes; Eurotiales; Aspergillaceae. The record is from RefSeq and is a predicted model, not a curated record. The transcript is spliced from 4 exons. The coding region runs from base 1 to 1539 and encodes 512 amino acids. Gene Ontology annotation, molecular function: medium-chain fatty acid-CoA ligase activity.